AUGGUUUAUCCCAACCCGAGGACGGAGAAGAGGCGCGUCGUUUGCAUAUUGUUGAUCAUUGUGACCACGAUUCCCCUGGUGGGAGCGAUACUGCUGGACAUCUACAACUCCUGGAACAGAGGAGACAUCGUCAACAUCAUCCGACACAGCACAGUGGUGGGCCCCUUUGCGGGCGGCAUUUUGAAGAUGUUCCUCAUGUACUACAAGAGGCACUCCGGUCAGUACAUCAUAGAGGAGAUCGACAGCGACUAUUCGCACUACAAUAGCCUGCCGGAGACCUACAGGAGAAUCAUCGAUAAAAGCUUAGAGAACAGUUUAUUUUACAGCGAGAAGUGUUGGGCGCUAACCGUCACCGUGUGCGUGAUGGUGUUCCCGCUGAUGGCGGCCACGCAGACCACGUACAACUGUCUGUUCUCCUCGGAGCCCAUCAAGUACAUGGUCCACGACCUUAUUGUGCCCUUCGUGGAGCCCAAUCAGAGGUUCGAGUCGCCCAUCUUCGAGGUGGUGUUCGCGUACAUGAUGUAUGCCAGCCUGCUGUACGUCAUAUACUUCAUCGGCUAUGACGGGUUCUUUGGGCUGUGCAUCAACCACGCUUGCCUGAAGAUGGAGCUGUACUGCCGAGCGCUGGUGGAAGCUAUGAAGGAGGAUGCCGACAUCGCCAUGCAUGAGAGGAUAGUGCGCGUCGUACAGGAGCAGAUCAAAUUGAAAAGGUUCGUGGAGCUAAUACAGGACACGUUCAACUUCUGGCUCGGACUCAUCCUCGUCGCUACGAUGAUUCAGAUAGGCACGUGCAUGUACCUCAUAUCGGAGUCCUUAGAGACGGCAACGCAGAUAUACUGCGCGGGCUGGGAGUCUGUGUCUUCUAACAAAAUCAGAAAAUUCUUAGUGUUCAUGAUAGCCCGAGCGCAGAUACCUCUCGAGAUAACUGCGUUUAAUCUAUUGAUAUUCGACAUGAACUUGUUCGUGAGGAUACUGAAUUCUUCGUACUCUAUGUACACGCUGCUGCGCUCUUAAGGGCAAGGAGAUUCAUUUUUAUUGAUACUUUUAAUAUUUUUUAGUUUCUUUUACUAACUACUGUGUGCACUCACUGAAUACAUUACGUAUUAUCAUCUAGUUUCACAGUGUAAUUCCUAAAAUUAAUACAAUACUGAAAUAUUA
This is a messenger RNA of Melitaea cinxia (Glanville fritillary), 1158 nucleotides long. RefSeq names its product odorant receptor Or2-like (gene Or-14). Gene Ontology annotation, biological process: detection of chemical stimulus involved in sensory perception of smell; sensory perception of smell. Gene Ontology annotation, molecular function: odorant binding; olfactory receptor activity. The record is from RefSeq and is a predicted model, not a curated record. NCBI's taxonomy places the organism in Eukaryota, Metazoa, Arthropoda, Insecta, Lepidoptera, Nymphalidae. The transcript is spliced from 7 exons. Gene Ontology annotation, cellular component: plasma membrane. The coding region runs from base 1 to 1014 and encodes 337 amino acids.